Molecule: messenger RNA, 3889 nt
Organism: Heterocephalus glaber (naked mole-rat)
Lineage: Eukaryota; Metazoa; Chordata; Mammalia; Rodentia; Bathyergidae
Product: nuclear receptor subfamily 1 group I member 3-like
Biological process (GO): cell differentiation; positive regulation of transcription by RNA polymerase II; negative regulation of transcription by RNA polymerase II
Molecular function (GO): RNA polymerase II cis-regulatory region sequence-specific DNA binding; zinc ion binding; nuclear receptor activity
Source: RefSeq, a predicted model, not a curated record
GCCCUCCCCUCGCAGGGCACUGGGGACUCCUGCAGCCCACACAGCACUGUCUCUUUGUUUUCCAGGUGCUGAGGGCCUGAAUCCCCAACUGCUGGCUGCUCCUGAGAUCACAGGGAAAGCAGGCUCGGCUCCCAAGUGGGAGCUUGGGAAAUGCAACUCACACCAGAUGCUGGGGCCUGUGUGCUGUGUGCUGCCUAAGAGGAGCAGGAACCUGUGCCGGCAGCCCGGUACCGGAAGCCAUGGGCAGCAGGGAAGAUGAGUCCAGGAGCUGUGUGGUGUGUGGGGACCGAGCCACAGGCUACAAUUUCCAUGCCCUGACUUGUGAGGGCUGCAAGGGUUUCUUCAGGCGCGUGGCGAACAAAAGCACCAGGCGCACCUGCCCCUUUGCUGGAAGCUGUGAAGUCAGCAAGGCCCAGAGGCGCCGCUGCCAGGCCUGCAGGUUGCAGAAGUGUCUGGAUGCCGGCAUGAGGAAAGACAUGAUACUGUCGGCCGAAGCCCUGGCAUUGCGGCGAGCCAGGCAGGCGUGGCGGCGGGCGCAGCAAGUACCAAUGAAGGAGCAGAAGGUGCUGAUCAGCAUCCUCCUGGAGGCCCACACCUGCCACGUGGCCACCAUGUUCGACCAGUUUGUGCAGUUCAAGCCUCCAGCACACCUCUUCAGCCACCAGCGGCCUCUUUCCGCCCGGGACCCUGUGCUGCCUCUGCUCACGCACUUUGCAGCUGUUGAUACCUUCAUGUUGCAGCAAAUUAUCAAGUUCGCCAAGGCUCUGCCCCUUUUCCGGUCCCUGCCCAUGGAGGACCAGAUCUCCCUUCUCAAGGGAGCAGCAUUGGAAAUAUAUGCCAUUGCACUCAAUACCACUUUCUGUCUUGAGACACAACACUUCUUGUGCGGGCCUCUUCGCUACAGGGUGGAAGACGCAAUCCAUGCAGGGUUCCAGGAAGAGUUUGCGGAGCUGUUGUUUCGUUUCCAGAGGACACUGAAACAACUGCGGCUCCAGGAGCCCGAGUAUGUGCUCAUGGCUGCCAUGGCCCUCUUCUCUCCUGAUCGGCCUGGAGUUACCCAGAGGGAAGAGAUUGAGCAGCUGCAAGAGAAGAUGGCACUGACUCUGUACAGCUACAUCAGGGAGCAGCAGUCGAGGCCCGGGAGCCGGUUUCUUUACGCAAAGGUGCUGGGCCUGUUGACUGAGCUCCGGAGCAUCAAGAGCAAUUACUGGUACCAAGUGCAGCGCAUCCAGGGACUGUGUGAAAUGAUGCCGCUGCUCCAGGAGAUUUGCAGCUGAGGGGCCACUGUCUCCUCUCCCCACCGGGCUGCAGAGGGGAGGUGGUGGAGUAAGGGGCUCAGUGGUUUCAAUGAAAGACUAAAGCAACAGUGCCCUUCAUGCGGUCAUUGGGGAAGUUGGGGUGACCGUGGGGACAUAGUUUGGGUGGAGGAAGCCUCAGGGAGAAGAGGCAAAGCCCCUCCUGGUGAUGGGUGGGCCCCAUUUUCUGAGGUGAAAGACUUUGCCCUUCACCCUGUUUCUCAGCUUGAGAGGCUCUUAGGUGGGAAAAUGGGUUGGGGAGCGAAUCCCAGGCAGACUUUUCUGCUCUGAAGAAGGGUGCAGGAGCUUUAAUCCCAGGGAAAUUGGGCCGGACACACCCCUCAGCCUCUCCCCGAGUCCCCCCAGCCCACGGAGAGGAUGAAAGCGGGGUUGGGGGCAAAGAGAACCCGCAGACCCUGGCCGCAUCGGGUGAUGCUUUGGCAGCUCCUGUUCUGAAGAGCCCAUCUCCCGCCCCUACUCUGUUCUUGGGAGUGUGGGUCCCCCCGGAAAGUGGGCUCGGGCCCUGCUUCGGGGCUGGCCCUGGGACCAGCACAGCCUCCUGCGGUGCUGGGGCCACAGAGGAAUCUAGUGCACCAGUGACUGAAGAAGCCUGCAAGGGCCAUGGCGAAGGGCGGCCAGCUGCUCCCCCCGCAUGGCGCCCGCACGCUGGAGACUCUCCACCAGCCCCUCCACACCGCCUGGGCCUGUGGUAACCAAGGACAGGGCUGUGUCCUAUGGCUUUGUGCUUAAAUCCACGCCAACCGGAACCCUGCAGGCCAGGAUUUCCUGCGGUCUCGGUGUCUGUGUAGUCAUGGCUCCCACACUCUCCUUGGAAAUGCCCAGUCAGGAACUUGGCCUGCUCCAUGUGGAAGACGGCCUGGGCCAGUGGCGCUCCAUCCACAGAACCAGCCCCUGGGCAGUGGGCCUGCCUCUGCUGUCCACACCCCCUGCAGUGGACAGCUCUGCAGACUAAGCGGCAGGUCCUCACAGGGCUGCAUGGAGGUGAUGGAGCUGAGGCACCAGGUGCACAGCGUGAGCCACCUGGAAAGUGCCCCUUGGUGCCAGGCUUACUGCGGCCCCAUACUGGCCCAGAGAAUGGGGGUCACCAUCCCAGACCUGCCACUUCCCUCUCCCUCCAGCCCACGCUGCUUAUCUUGAUAGGGGCAGCCUGUGAGUCCAGUGUCUUUCUUCCACCUUGUUCUACCUCCAUGCAAUAAGGGAUGGAUAAAGCCAGAUUGUUCCUCAGCUCUGAAAGAGCUCAACAGCUUUUCAAGGGCGCAGCUGCUCGCACCUGUUGGAAGGCGGGGGUCCCGUUACACACAGGCACUUGGACCUGCGCCCACCCUUCCUCCUGCUCUCCGCCUUUCCAGCCCCGCUCCUGUGGCAGAGAUCUCAAGGUCAUCCGCCAUCCACUGUCUCCCAGAGGGGACAGCAAGUCCUUCCUGGUUCUGAGCAGCCUGCAGGCCCUCGCAGGAAACAGCUAGUAACAUUCUUCACCUUUUCUAAAAAGCCUGCGAAAGGAAGAGAGGCUUUGAUAAUGCAAACAAGAUAAUUACAUACAAUGGAUUUUCCUCUCUGAUCUGCUUAGUUCCUUAAUUUAUUCAGCAAAUAUGUAUUUAGUAUGUGCUGGGCACUGUUUCGGGUGCCACUGCAGAUUUGCUGGUAAAUCAGACAGAGCAAAUUCUUGCUCUCUGGGGUUCACGUUCUGUAGGGACUGGUUUCGGAGGAGGGUAGACUUGAACUGGUGGUUUUCAGUCAUCUUUUAGGUCACAGCUCCCAAUCAAAACGGGAGCAAUUUGUGAGAUUCCUUCUCCCCACACACAACAGAAUCAGAAGUUUUCUAGGACGAUACUUGCUCCAUUUACAUAUAAAGAGCUAAAAAAAUUGCCUUAUUAAGACUGAAAUGAAUUUUUUAAAAUCCCAAAUAAGCAAAAAAAAAGCAAAAAGAUUCAGGCAAGAUUUUAGUGACUGCACAGGGAAGGUUUUUGCUGGCAAGGUGCUUGCAGUUCAGACCCGCAAGGUCAGUACUGCCUGCGCGCACUCGUGGGCCUGCAGUCUCCUUUGCUUUAGUCAGUUUCAAAGGCUAAAAUCGUCAUGUGUACAGAGAGCUACUUGUGGCCAGUAAUGAUAAGGUUAUGGUUUGGAAUUGAAAGGUUCCCCAAAGGUCACGUGUUGAAGGCUUGGUCACCAGCCUGCACUGCUGAUGGCAGGUGAUAGAACCUUUCAGAGGCAGGCCCAAGAGGAAGGAGUUUCAGUCCCUGGGGCCUCGAGGUGGAUACUGGGACGAAGCCCCUUCUCUUUCUCUUUCCGCGUCCCGACCACCAUGAAGAGCGCAGCUCAGCUGUGUAACAUGCUCCCUGUGGGAUGUUCCUCAGCACAGGCCCAAGACCACAGGGCUGAGUGACCGUGGACUGAAGCCUCUGGACCAAUGAGCCAAAAUAACCUCUCCUUCUUUCAAAUUGUUUUCUCAGGUAUUUUGUCACCACACCAGAGAGCUGACUAACACAAUAAGGAUGCCUUCUUUCUGCCUAGCGAUGAAAAUUCUUUAAUUUUACUUGGAAAUGAUAAUAAAUUUCUUAUCUUGUGAUCAUUCA